AUGCCCGGGUCACAAGAGCACACGUUUGUGCUGCUGCCGCAGGCGUACCUGUCGAAUUUCCACAACAGGGUACGGUUCGAGGAUGUGGCGCUUCUGGCCGCGUCGCAGCAGGCUCGUGCUCACAAGAGGGCGAAAGUGGUCAAUUACGCGGAGUUUGACACGGAUCUGUUUGAUGACCUGCAGCGGGCCGGAGACUUCGAUGGAGAAUAUGGUGACGGCGGUGAUUUGGCCGGUACGGAAGAUGGUGAGGGCCGCGGUGAGUGGGGUCGUCGGGAGGUGGUGCGCUGGAUGGGGCGGAUGGCAGGGGAGGCGAUCGGGGGUGUAGGUACCGGUGGUGGUGCUGCCGGUGAGAGUGCAGACGGAGUCGGUACAGGCGCUGGUGCUGGUGCGGCCGGUACGCACCAGGUUUCUCGCAAAAAUAAGUUGCCCGACCUUGACUCGCAGGACGAUAUGAUUAGCAUACUCAAGUACCCGAAGGUGAGGGACACGUUCCAACAGAGCAAAGUGGUCAGGCCGUACAGGCUGAACCUGGGACAGCAGCAACAACAUCAGCAAGUUCCUGCAGAGCAGCCUAUUAUAGUGCCCGUGUCGCUGAAUUUGGAGCACAACGGGAACCAGAUCACGGACCAGUUCACGUGGAACUUGAACGACCACACUAUCACCCCAGAGCAGUUUGCCACGAUAUACGCGAGAGACUUGGACUUUAAUUCGCCUCAAGGUGGGUACGGCAGCGGUAGCGGUAGCGGUGCUGGUGGUGGCAGCGGUAACAACAACAGCAACAGCAACAACAGCAGCUCGAGUGCGCAGUUCCAGGCACAGGUCGUGCAGGCGAUAAACGAAGCCGUACAAGAGUGGGGUACCCUCGCGUCGAUGAAGAUCACCACGGACUUGCAAGUGAUCGUCAACUUGACGUGCAACCUGCAGAACCUGUACUACGAGGACAACUUCCAGUGGAACCUGAACGAGAACGCAGAGAUGAGCCCAGAACAGUUUGCAGAGAUCGUCGUGCAAGAUUUGGGGCUCACUCGAGAAUUCAUGCCGCUGAUCGCGUGUGCGAUCCACGCGACACUGCUUCGCGUCAAAAAAGAUUGGACGGAGGGACACCUGAACCAGGACACCGUGGCGAACGAGGCCGCGUUCGGGUACCUCGCUGGCGUACGGCUCGACGUAGAGGAGCUUGGCGGGAACUGGUGUCCCAGAGUCGAGAUCCUGACGGGACAAGAGAUACAGAGGAGGGAGAUCGAGAAGGAGAGGAAUCUCAGAAGACUCAAGAGGGAGUCCGACAGGAUGGGCCGCAGGGGCCGCAGGCGGAUGGAGGACCUCGACACGACGCUGAGGAUGUGA
Huiozyma naganishii CBS 8797 is the source of this 1344-nucleotide messenger RNA. RefSeq names its product Sfh1p (gene SFH1). Gene Ontology annotation, molecular function: transcription coregulator activity. Lineage: Eukaryota; Fungi; Ascomycota; Saccharomycetes; Saccharomycetales; Saccharomycetaceae. The record is from RefSeq and is a predicted model, not a curated record. Bases 1 to 1344 code for a protein of 447 amino acids. Gene Ontology annotation, biological process: regulation of transcription by RNA polymerase II; chromatin remodeling. The transcript has a single exon. Gene Ontology annotation, cellular component: nucleus; nuclear chromosome; RSC-type complex.